Lycium barbarum (goji berry) is the source of this 2306-nucleotide messenger RNA. RefSeq names its product probable sugar phosphate/phosphate translocator At1g06470. Gene Ontology annotation, cellular component: Golgi apparatus; cis-Golgi network; endoplasmic reticulum-Golgi intermediate compartment. The transcript is spliced from 13 exons. Gene Ontology annotation, molecular function: antiporter activity. The coding region runs from base 425 to 1846 and encodes 473 amino acids. The record is from RefSeq and is a predicted model, not a curated record. Gene Ontology annotation, biological process: UDP-glucose transmembrane transport. NCBI's taxonomy places the organism in Eukaryota, Viridiplantae, Streptophyta, Magnoliopsida, Solanales, Solanaceae.
AAUUUUACCUAACGUAACAGGCAACAACAAUAACCCCCUAAACCAAACCAAACAAUUUUUUUUUUCUUUAUUCUAUUUCUUCUACCUAAAGAAAAAAUCCAAGAUCAGAUCACAAUUUCUCUGUUAAAUCUUGUAUACUUGUGCUCUUCUACACCAUUUGAAUCUAUUAACUGAAAAAAAAAAGCUCAGAUUGUUGAACUUAUUUUGGUCAUCAGUGAAUUGGAUUGGGGAGCUCACUUCUGAUUUUCAAUCACUUCUUAGGUGUGUUUAUCAGAUAUUAUAGUGUCGAUUCGAAGUUCUAAAGGGUUCACCACAAUAAGUUUGGUAAAGAUAACUGGAAAAUAUAGUGCUAUAUAGACGACUGGGCGGAUUCGCUUGGUUGUCGAUGGGAGAUUGAUGGCUUUGAUUGUGGAGGAUAAAGGAGAUGGUAGAGAGUGAUUUGAUUAUAGAGAAGGUUGAGGAGAGUGCAACUGACAGCUUUCGGAGGGCGCCUUCUUUCUCGGGCUGGUGUGAUGAUAAUGACAUCGCCCAUUCAGCUCAACUAGGGAAUGCUCGUACACUCACUGACGACUUUGACUUUGAGCUGCCACUGGUUAAUCAAAACAGUAUAGGAAAUGGAUCUGUAAACGUAGAUACGCAAGAUUAUAACUUUAAGCAGAGGAUGAAAGGUGGUGGUGAUUUGGGUGUUGCAUCUACUGGAAAUGGAAAAGAUAGAUAUGUUCCGUUUGAUGUGGAGAAUGGUCCUACAAGUAACCAUACAUAUCCAAAUGCGUCACAAACAAUUUCGAAGAAUGUUGUUUCUGUUGCUGAUGUGCUGAAGACACUGUUUUUAGUACUUGUAUGGUACACAUUCAGUACAUUCUUAACAUUGUAUAAUAAAACUCUUCUAGGGGAUCAUCUAGGGAGAUUCCCUGCUCCUUUACUGAUGAAUACAUUCCACUUUGCAAUGCAAGCCAUUUUGUCCAAAGGAAUUACCUGGUUCUGGUCUCGAAAAUUUCAACCCACUGUAAUGAUGACUUGGAGAGAUUAUUUUUUGAGAGUUGUACCCACAGCUCUCAGUACGGCAAUGGAUGUCAACCUCAGCAAUGCAUCCCUCGUUUUCAUAUCAGUGACAUUUGCUACUAUGUGCAAAUCUGCAGCACCGAUCUUUCUCCUGCUCUUCGCUUUUGUUUUCAGGUUGGAGUCCCCGAGUUUGAAGCUGUUAGGGAUCAUGUUGAUUAUUUCUAUUGGGGUAUUAUUAACAGUUGCAAAGGAAACGGAGUUUGAGUUUUGGGGGUUUAUCUUUGUAAUGCUAGCUGCUGUUAUGUCUGGGUUCCGCUGGACUAUGACUCAGAUACUUCUGCAGAAAGAAAUCUAUGGUUUAAAAAAUCCACUCACGCUAAUGAGCUACGUUACUCCAGUAAUGGCUCUUUCAACUGCUAUGCUGUCUCUUAUAUUUGAUCCAUGGCAAGAGUUUGGAAGCAGCAGUUACUUCGAUAGCUCAUGGCACAUAACUAGAAGUUGUUUGCUGAUGCUUUUUGGUGGAACCUUGGCUUUCUUUAUGGUAUUGACGGAAUAUAUUCUUGUCUCAGUUACUAGUGCAGUAACAGUGACAAUAGCAGGAGUCGUAAAGGAGGCGGUCACUAUCGUGGUUGCUGUGUUUUACUUCCAUGAUAAGUUUACCUGGAUGAAAGGGAUCGGUCUCCUGACAAUAAUGCUUGGUGUCAGUUUGUUUAAUUGGUACAAGUAUGACAAACUACAGAAAGGUAACCUAAGUGAAGAUGAAAUGUCACGAUCCUCGACUCAAAAUGCAGCUGCAAAAUAUGUUAUUCUUGAAGAAUGGGAAGAUCAAGAUGAUGAUCCUUGAAGUUCCCAUACUACGUUAUCUGCAUUUGCAAACCUAAUGAUUGCUGGCAAUGCUGAUAUCAAGAGAGGAUGAGUUGCCAUGUUUGAAUUUAUACCAAAUGGGACAAAAAUGGCAUCAUCGGUUUGGUCUUUAUUGGGCUUGACCCUUCCGUGGACAGCCUCUGAUCAGUUUGCUGGUGAAAGAAAGAAGCUUUUGUUCAUCAUUAUUGUUGGUAAAAAGAUUGAUCAGUUUCCAUACAUAAUCCUAAGGAGCUCAUUUUUGUUAAAACAAAUUUUCUUCACUGUUGUAUUUCUAUGAAAUUUUCAUCCUCAUUUAUUCAAAUAUUUUCCAGGUGUAUCUCCUCGUUGUAAUAUGACCUUAGUACGCGUCGAUUUUAGAUCUUUAGUUCACAUGUAAAACAUGUUUGUCAUUGUAUUUUAAACGGGUUUUUGCUUUGAUUUCAAGGAAUUUUGUCAGCUAA